Molecule: messenger RNA, 750 nt
Organism: Cercospora beticola
Lineage: Eukaryota; Fungi; Ascomycota; Dothideomycetes; Mycosphaerellales; Mycosphaerellaceae
Source: RefSeq, a predicted model, not a curated record
AUGGUCAAUUCGCCCUCCAUCGACGAUGACAGCACGCUACGCACCAGCAGCAUUCUCGUGCUCGCCGCCCGCGUAGUCGUCACGGCAUACUACUGGUUGCAAUGCGUGGUACUACUAUUGUUCUACCACGAGAUGCUCAACCACAUUCCCUGGAUCCACCAUGUCAUCAAAGUUUGCUGGGUUGUGAUUGGAACAACCUUUCUGGCCGUCAUCCUGGCCACCUUUCUCGAAUGUCGACCAAUCAAUCAUUACUGGACCACGAGCCUGGAGGGUCCCCAUCAGUGCAGGCGCGCAUAUGUCCAGAUCCUUCUGCAAUGCGUUUCGAAUCUUGUCAUCGACGGCUUGUUGCUCCUGAUCGCAACACCGAUACUCAAGGCGCAAGCAAAAGUCUUCCCACGCAAUCUGCAGCUUGGCUUCCUCUAUAUACUCGGAACAUUCUCGAUCAUCCUGAUUGCGCUCAAGAUUCAUUUCAUAUUCAAGGAUGGCUCGGUACAACAUGCACGAAGUUUCUGGGCAUCAGUGCAGGUCGUUGUGUGCACAUUCGUCGCAAAUGCGCCAUCAAUUUAUGGAGCAGUCAAAAACGUAAAGCGACGACGAUCCAGCGUCAUGUCGCUCGCCAGGAUUCGAACAAACGAGAGCAAUUACUUCGAGAUGCCAGGACCCCCACCAAAGCCCCCAGUCCUCAAGAUUCCAAAGUGGGCUGACGACACGAGGUCCAAGUCGGCCUCGCCACGCAUCGGGGAGCCUUGA